This is a messenger RNA of Mytilinidion resinicola, 939 nucleotides long. RefSeq names its product phosphoglycerate mutase-like protein. Bases 1 to 939 code for a protein of 312 amino acids. Gene Ontology annotation, biological process: fructose 2,6-bisphosphate metabolic process; negative regulation of programmed cell death; negative regulation of glycolytic process. The record is from RefSeq and is a predicted model, not a curated record. Gene Ontology annotation, molecular function: fructose-2,6-bisphosphate 2-phosphatase activity. The transcript has 2 exons. Gene Ontology annotation, cellular component: cytosol. Lineage: Eukaryota; Fungi; Ascomycota; Dothideomycetes; Mytilinidiales; Mytilinidiaceae.
AUGAGGCUUUUUCUCGUUCGCCAUGGCGAGACCGUAGACAAUGUUGCUCAGGUCUAUGCUGGGAGCAGGGACUCCGAGCUCACGAACCAUGGCUUCCAGCAGGCUAAUCGCCUCGGCCGGUACCUAUACGCGACAGGCCAUCGCUUCAGUCAUAUCUUCUCCUCCCACCUACAGAGAGCUUUUCGAACCGCCGAGCUCAUUCUCGAAGCUCAGGCCGCUGCUGUUUCAACGGAUGAGAAACCCCUACAAGUGAGGCGACUGCCGAUACUCAUGGAGCAAGACUUUGGCUUCUAUGAGGGGAAGAAAUGGUAUCAGAAGCCCCCAGGCGGUGACAAGUCUGGGAAGCAAGCACAUCGAGACGAAAAGGUCAGCACGCCUAGCUUCGUGGAUAUGGAGACCAAAGAUUCAAUGGCGGAACGAAUGGAUGCUUUUCUGGAUGAGCAUCUGAUUCCUCUGCUUGACGAUCGGUCUCUAGUCGACGAACGCUCAGUCGCGAUAGUUUCUCAUGGCAUCAUACUUUCCGUGUUAUGGCGCCGGCUUCUUGCUCGAUUGCCACCCAAAAGUGUUUCGCCUAGUGUGCGAGUUUUAGAGACUUAUAGGAGCUUCCAACUCGAGAAUCUAGGUGGUUGGUCCAAUACCGGGUAUCUAGAGCUGCUUUUGCAAAAGCAAGCCAAUUCGCCUCCGCAAACUAAGGUAAAGGGCGACUCAUCCACGGGUCCUGAGAUGGGUCUCGUGAAGACUGACGAGCCUGUGGAAGAGCUCUCUCCAAAAGUCGCGACCGCAAGAAUCCUCCAUGAAUGGACUGCAGUCAUUGAGACUGUCAAUGGCAAGAAUCACCUUCAAGGUCUCAAGCGCACCGGUGCUGGUGUCGGUAGCGCGAAAUAUGAUGCCGGGCAGAAGACUUUAGACACAUUCUUCAAACGACGACGAAUCAGCUAA